Molecule: messenger RNA, 2472 nt
Organism: Anopheles darlingi
Lineage: Eukaryota; Metazoa; Arthropoda; Insecta; Diptera; Culicidae
Product: IDLSRF-like peptide
Exons: 5
Coding region: 370-966 (198 amino acids)
Molecular function (GO): protein binding
Source: RefSeq, a predicted model, not a curated record
ACAAAUGUUCUAUAUUAGUUAACCACUAAAUCUAAAGUACUGACCCCUGGAGAAGAACAUAUCCAUACUUGUCGUGUUUAAAUUACAAUUUAAGUUUAUCUAUCGAUACGAAUACUGCCUAGUAGAGAUUGUUUUUUCCGAUCAUUCAGUUGAUUAUUUAGUAAGUCCAAAUUGCCAUCGAUGGGCCGUCAACGUGGAAAAAGUUAACUUGUUUGGUUUGUUAUGCGUUAAAACUAAUCCGAGUAAAGACUCUUUUCGUAAAUAGGCAAUUUAGAGGCACAAGAAACAUUAAAAAGCUCGUUAAGUCUGGCCUUUUUAUGAUAUAGCCUCUUUGGACACAACUGAACUGUUUGUGAAAAAGUACAUAAGAUGGCAUCCAAUAACUGGUUUUGGUUCGGAAAUAUGCUACUCGUCUCGUUUCCAUUGGCAAUAUUGGGAAUCGAUCUGAGUAAACUAUAUGGACAUUUGCCAGCUGUUUCCAAGCGCAAUGAGGCCUGUCAUCCUUAUGAACCAUUCAAAUGUCCCGGUGAUGGAAACUGCAUUUCUAUACAAUAUUUAUGCGACGGUGCACCAGAUUGUUCUGAUGGUUAUGACGAAGACAUGCGACUUUGUACAGCAGCCAAGCGACCACCUGUUGAGGAGACAGCAUCUUUUUUGCAAAGUCUACUUGCAUCGCAUGGGCCGAACUAUCUGGAAAAAUUGUUUGGUAGCAAGGCUAGAGAUGCCUUGGCUCCACUCGGAGGCGCAGAGAAGGUUGCAAUUGCUCUCAGCGAAUCUCAAACCAUUGAAGAUUUCGGGGCCGCGUUGCAUCUAAUGAGAUCGGACUUGGAGCAUUUGCGUUCUGUUUUUAUGGCAGUUGAAAACGGAGAUCUAGGUAUGUUAAAAUCGAUCGGCAUAAAGGAUUCCGAGCUAGGAGACGUAAAAUUUUUCCUCGAAAAGCUUGUUAACACUGGCUUUCUGGACUGAGUUUCAUUUGAUCUUUCGUAUAGUAACACUCUUAACUAUUUUGAACCGAUGAAAUUAUAGAUCUCCAAUUUAGGUUUCGCUGGUGAUUCCAGCAACUACAUCGAAAAUCUCAUUUUCAAAAACAUUAUGAACACACUUUCCUGUACAAUACAAAAGAAUCAGGUCAAUUGAAUGCAAUGGAACAGCGAGGAUGCACAGGUAUAGACAAACUGGACAAUCGCACAGUUGCGCUCUUAUUGACAGCUAAUCGUAGUUUUAAAAACAGGUGUGGAACGAUGCAAUUACAAAAUGAAGAGCCUACGGUUACGAUAUAAAUGGGUGAAUCAUCAUUCAGACACAAUUCUCAUCAUCGGAUCUGACAUAUUUAUCUGAAUCGGAAUUGUGAUUGAAUUAAUAAUUUCUAUUGCAUGCAUUGUUUGGGCUUGCAAUCCCAUGAUAUAUAAUUUGUUAGACAAAUUAUAUUAACUCUAUCGUAGCCUCAGCCUCUAAAGUUUGAUGCAAGACCCUAGAAUACAACAGCACUCGAAACAGGAAAACAUGAUAUUAUUUUAACUCUAUCACCUAACAAGAACAUUUAAAAAGGAAGAUAAAUGUGUAAUUACAAAAGUAAGAUCAAAUUGUUUUUGAUCAAGUUAUUCCUGUCAUGGAGCCAUGGAGAGAAAAAAGUACUUAAGCACGAUUGAGCCCAUAUUAUUCCAAAUAAUUCGUGUUGGUUUUUACUAACCGGUUUUUAUUGAUUUUUUUAAUCAUAAUGAAUGAAAACGUGUGCUCUGAAUGCCAAUAGAAAUCAAUACAUAUCACUGUUAUGAUAACGAUGGAGUGAAGUACCUUAAAACAACAUCAACACUAUGAAAAUUAGCGAAAAUACGCCAUCAUGCGUUAUGGGUCUCGUGAAAAAUUUAUCACAAUUAAGUUGCAAUUGUUCUAGAACCUAAAAUGUCAAUGAAUGGCAUGAAGGGAAACGUAGCAGUUUGAUUAUUAUACUAUUGACAUUAUAUAUAUUGCGAAAACUUUGUCAUUAUAUUGACAAAGAAAAUGGAAUUGUUUAAAUCAACAUAAUGUUCUCCAUCUAUCCAUCCAUAUCGUUUAUCCUUUCUUCAACCUUAUUCAAUCUUAUUUAUUUUAAUGUCUUUAUACAAUAAGUUACUCAUUCAAUAACUUUAGCUUUCAAAGCGAAACAUGUUUAUGCACUCAUCCUUAAAAGCUUUUUAUUCAGAACAUAUCAAAGAUCUUGUCAGUUAUUUAUCCCAAGCUACUGCAAAAUAACUGUACCCAUCAAGUGUAUCAAAUUUUAAGAUAAUUUUAAAACAAUUGAUACACAGCUAUUUGAAGUGUACAAGCGAGCCUUUUUAGAAACCAAGAAAUGUAAAAGAGCAUAUUCACCGUUGAUCUGAUGUGAGUGAUUUAAGAAGGGCAGCAGAAAGUAACAUUUACAAGGAAAAUAUGCUAAACAAAAAAAUUCUCUACAAGGACAAUUCAUCAAAAUACAUUUAAACCGGUAUCUUC